Oryzias melastigma (Indian medaka) is the source of this 1730-nucleotide messenger RNA. RefSeq names its product NK2 homeobox 1 (gene nkx2-1). The transcript is spliced from 2 exons. Gene Ontology annotation, molecular function: DNA-binding transcription factor activity, RNA polymerase II-specific; RNA polymerase II cis-regulatory region sequence-specific DNA binding. Gene Ontology annotation, biological process: regulation of transcription by RNA polymerase II; cell differentiation. The record is from RefSeq and is a predicted model, not a curated record. Lineage: Eukaryota; Metazoa; Chordata; Actinopteri; Beloniformes; Adrianichthyidae. Bases 171 to 1196 code for a protein of 341 amino acids. Gene Ontology annotation, cellular component: nucleus.
UAAAACAAACCGAGCCAGCGCCGAGCUCCCACUCAAUCCAAUUAAGGCGGACUUGAGGCGCGCUCCCACGUCUUGAUCGAGCAGAGUCGAGCUUUGGCCGAGAGAAGAGGAGAGGAGAGAGAAGGACAGACUGCCUUGCCUUCUAAUUUCUCCCUCUCCAGCCUCAAACAAUGUCGAUGAGCCCCAAGCAGACGACUCCUUUUUCUGUGUCCGAUAUCCUGAGUCCCCUCGAGGAGAGCUAUAAGAAAGUGAGUAUGGAGAACAACAACCUGGGGGCGCCGCUGCCCUCCUACCGGCAGCCGCAGGUGUCUCAGGCCGCCAUGCAGCAGCACCACAUGGGCCACAACGGCUCGGUGUCGGCGGCGUACCACAUGACGGCGGCGGGGGUGUCGCAGCUGUCUCACUCCGCCAUGGGGGGGUACUGCAACGGCAACCUGGGCAACAUGGGGGAGCUGCCCUCCUACCAGGACGGCAUGAGGGGCAGCGCCGCGGCCACCGGCUGGUACGGCGCCAACCCGGACCCGCGCUUCUCCACCAUCUCCCGCUUCAUGGGCUCGUCGUCCGGCAUGAACAUGGGCAGCAUGGGCAGCCUCGGCUCCCUGGCGGACGUGGGGAAGGGCAUGAGCUCCCUGUCCAGCACGCCCAGGCGGAAGCGGCGCGUGCUCUUCUCCCAGGCGCAGGUGUACGAGCUGGAGCGGCGCUUCAAGCAGCAGAAGUACCUGUCCGCGCCGGAGAGGGAGCACCUGGCCAGCAUGAUCCACCUGACGCCGACGCAGGUGAAGAUCUGGUUCCAGAACCACCGCUACAAGAUGAAGCGGCAGGCGAAGGACAAGGCGUCGCAGCAGCACCUGCAGCAGGACGGCGGCGCGUGCCAGCAGCAGCAGCAGCAGCAGCAGUCCCCGCGCAGGGUGGCCGUGCCCGUGCUGGUGAAGGACGGGAAGCCGUGCCAGGCCAGCGGCCACACGCCCACGUCCUCCGCGCAGACGCACCACCAGCAGGGCGCCAACGUCAUGAUCAUGUCCAGCAACGCGCACCAGAGCCAGCAGGUGGGCAGCACGGGUCACUCCCCGGACUUGGCCUCGUCCAGUCCGCCCAUGCAGGGCGGGGUGGGCGGCCUGUCCCACCUCAACUCCCCCGGCGCGGAGUACGGCUCGGCCCUGCAGUGCUCCGCGCUGCUGUACGGCCGGACGUGGUGACAGGAGGCGCCGCGGCGGCCCGCGCGCACGAAGCUUGUCUGUUUUUAAAGAUUAUUGUUGAAACGAACGAACGUCAAGAAGAACAAAAUCCGCCGUUUUUCAGAGAACUAAACUUUCCCGGAUGAGAAAAUGUUGGGAAUUAUUUAUGUAAAUUAUAUUCAGAUAAAAAGGAAAACCCAACCGGGCGCACGAGCACGAGCACGAGUGGACUGCUGCCCCCCCCACGGACACGAACUCACGCUCCGGUUUAUGCUAGAAUCUGUAGAGUAGCGUGUUUGCUGUGGAGCUCUGACUCUGUUGUACAGGAAGAAGUUCUGGAGCUUUCGCUCUUUGUUGUCGUUUCUGGUCUUUGUACGUUUUUUUUCUUUGUAACUUAAAUAGAAAAUUGACAAAAUAGUCCUAUAAAUAAAUUAUGGAGAAAACAGAACGUUUCUGACAUAUGUUAAUGAGGAAGGUGCUGCAGAUAUUUAAUUCUCAUUAUUUCUUUAAACACAUUUUAUGUCCUAAAUGCGGUUUUUCCAAAAGAAGCGGCUU